This is a messenger RNA of Rhea pennata, 2005 nucleotides long. It is a transcript of the gene KBTBD3, whose product is annotated as kelch repeat and BTB domain containing 3. The transcript has 3 exons. Lineage: Eukaryota; Metazoa; Chordata; Aves; Rheiformes; Rheidae. The record is from RefSeq and is a predicted model, not a curated record. Gene Ontology annotation, molecular function: protein binding. The coding region runs from base 101 to 1945 and encodes 614 amino acids.
UGCUCUGAAUAUAUCACCUUACCAGAUAAGCCUUUUCACCAAACUGAAAAACAAAAUCAAUUAUUUUUGUUUCCAGUUUCAGGAAUAGAUUGAAGAAAACAUGGCAAAUCAACGGGAUUACAUUAGCAGACCUAUUUGCAAUGGAAUUUCUGUUUCUGAAAAUAAAAUCAAUUCCUUAGUGGCUGAAGGUCAUGGACAACAAAUUCUAAAAGUACUACAAAAGUUCAGAGAACAGAAUAUAUUUUUUGACUUUAAAAUUCUUGUGAAAGAUGAAAUAAUUCCUUGUCAUCGUUGUGUACUGGCAGCAUGCAGUGAUUUUUUCAGAGCCAUGUUUGAGGUUAAUAUGAAAGAACGGGAUGAUGGCAAUGUUACUAUUAGUAAUCUGUCACCUAAGGCAGUGAAAGCUUUUCUUGAUUACGCUUACACAGGAAAAACAGAGAUAACAAAUGAUAAUGUGGAAAUGCUCUUCCAGCUGUCAUCAUUUCUUCAAGUUUCACUCCUUUCCAAAGCUUGCAGUGACUUUCUAAUAAAAAGUAUUGAUCUUGUGAAUUGUUUACAGUUGCUUUCUCUAUCAGAAAGUUAUGGUUCCAUCCGCUUAUUUGAUCGUGCACUAGAUUUUGCACAACACCACUUUUCCUUGCUACUCAGAUCAAGUGAUUUUUUGGAGAUGAAUUUUGAGAUAUUACAAAAAUGUCUUGAGGCUGAUGAACUAAAUGUCCCUGAGGAAGAAUCAGUGUUGAAAGCUGUCCUUCAGUGGACCAAACAUAACUUAGAAACACGACAGAAAUAUCUGCCUCAUUUGAUUAAAAAGGUGAGACUACAUCAGUUACCUGAGAAGACUUUGCAGGACUUUCUGCACUCUGAAGAACAGUUACUCAAGAGUGCUAAUUGCUCUGUAAUAAUCAGUGAUGCAGUUAAAAGUGUACAAAGCUUUAGUGGACUGUUUCCGGAUGCACGUCCUUCAACAACAGAAAAAUAUAUAUUUGUUCAUAAAACUGACGAAGAUGGAGAAAACAGACAUACAUUUUGCUACAACAUCAAGACAGAUAAAUGGAAAGAACUACCACAUACACAUAUGAUUGAUCUUCCAGGGUCAAGUUUAUCUAGUUAUGGAGAAAAAAUAUUUAUAACUGGAGGAUGCAAAGGGAAUUGUUAUAGGACAGUCAGGCUUCAUAUUGCUGAACCAUUCCACGAUGCCACUGACCAAACCUGGUGUUACUGUCCAGUCAACAAUGAAUUCUCCAUAGCGUCAGCUAUGAAAAAGCCAAGGACAAUGCAUACAUCUGUUGUAACCUUAAAUCAGUUGUUUGUAAUAGGUGGAAAGACCAGAGGAGCUCAAGAAACCCGAAGUCUUUUGGAUGUAGAAUCUUACAAUCCUCUUUCCAAAGACUGGAAAUCUGUAAGCCAAUUACCAAGAGGUAUCUACUAUCCAGAAGCAAGUGCAUGUCAGAAUAUAAUUUAUGUCCUUGGCUCGGAAGUAGAGAUUACAGAUGCCUUUAAUCCAUCUCUUGAUUGUUUCUUUAAAUAUAAUGCUAUGACUGAUCAGUGGUCUGAGCUUGUAGCAGAAUUUGGACAAUUUUUCCAUGCAACUUUAAUCAAAGCUGUUCCAGUGAAUUGCACAUUGUAUAUAUGUGAUCUUUCCACCUAUAAGGUAUACAGUUUUUGCCCAGAAACCUGUGUUUGGAAAGGAGAAGGAUCUUUUGAAUGUGCUGGCUUUAAUGCAGGGGCAGUUGGAACAGAAGAUAAAAUUUAUAUAUUAGGUGGUGAUUAUGCUCCAGAAGAAAUUACAGAUGAAGUUCAAGUCUACCAUAGUAGUAGAUCUGAAUGGGAAGAAGUAUCACCAAUGCCUAGAGCCUUAACUGAGUUUUAUUGUCAGGUUAUUCACUUUAAUAAAUACAGGGACCCCUGGUCAUCUGUAAUGACAAUUUGUUCUGGAGAGUUUUGAAACUUCUGAGUCAAAAGAAUCUAUUUAAAUGCACAAGUUUUAGAAGAGACUUUUAGCUAU